This is a messenger RNA of Triticum aestivum (bread wheat), 1338 nucleotides long. RefSeq names its product CEN-like protein 2. The transcript has 4 exons. Bases 426 to 947 code for a protein of 173 amino acids. The record is from RefSeq and is a predicted model, not a curated record. NCBI's taxonomy places the organism in Eukaryota, Viridiplantae, Streptophyta, Magnoliopsida, Poales, Poaceae.
ACCAACAAAUGAAGAUAAAACAAGUGUGCACAUUUGUACUUAUCAUCAUUGAUACCUCAUGAUUCUUGUAAAAAUAGUUAUUGUCCCUAGAACUUAAAAGAAGACACAUGAAGUAUUACUUGUACAGAUUCUGUGUGCAACUGUUCGAGAAGAAACAAGGCCUUUGGUUGGCUGUCUUGGAAAAAGUGGUUAGAUCCUCUGUGUGGCCUUUUCAGUUCUUUCCACGCAUACCCAACUAAAAAAGAACACACAUACUACUCAUGUCUCACACUUGAAGAAGCAGCGUUCUUGCCACUAUAAAUAGAUGCUCAUACUCUAGCAAUGCCCAAUAAGCAGCUCAAGGCACAUCGAAGUAUAUUAGCUUCGCAACAACCAGACAGAGCAUUUACCGUGCAAGACCAAAAUACCUCCCUCCCCUUCCAACCAUGUCUAGGUCUGUGGAACCUCUUAUUGUGGGGCGGGUGAUUGGAGAAGUUCUUGAUACAUUUAACCCAUGUGUGAAGAUGGUAACGACCUAUAACUCCAACAAGCUUGUCUUCAAUGGCCAUGAGCUCUACCCAUCAGCGGUUGUAUCUAAACCACGAGUAGAGGUCCAAGGGGGUGACUUGCGAUCCUUGUUCACACUGGUUAUGACAGACCCUGAUGUGCCAGGGCCAAGUGAUCCAUAUCUAAGGGAGCACCUUCACUGGAUUGUUACUGAUAUACCUGGGACAACAGAUGCUUCUUUUGGACGGGAAGUUAUAAGCUAUGAGAGCCCAAAGCCGAACAUAGGCAUCCACAGGUUCAUUUUUGUGCUCUUCAAGCAGAAGCGAAGGCAGACUGUAACUGUGCCUUCCUUCAGGGAUCAUUUCAACACCCGCCAGUUUGCUGCGGAGAAUGACCUCGGCCUCCCUGUGGCGGCUGUCUACUUCAACUGUCAGAGAGAGACUGCUGCCAGGAGGCGCUGAAAAUCCAGCUCUCGUUGUCCCAGUUAUGACAAAUAAAGGCCUAUGGAGUUCCAAUCUUCUUUUCGAAGUGGAUACUCGUCUGCUACAUUACUUGCUCGUGAACCAAUGCUUCCUUGCCACAUUACUUCCUCAUGGAUCUACAAAUAAAUCAAAUGCAUUUUGAAGAUUGUAUUAGAAUUAGAUUGUUUUGUAAGCAGUAAGAUUGAUAAUCAUGUUGACAAAUGCCAGUGCAGCAAGUGGUCCAUGUUUGUGGUUCCAAGUCGUGUAUUAGCCAGUUAUCACGAAAUCCAGGGUCAAGUAGACAAUCCUAACUGGCAAAAAGGCUUUAUCUACUGUAUGUCGCAUGCUGGUUCCAUGUUAUGUGCACCUUUUCGGCUUUUCUGACAAGCAA